GGAGUUCCCAAACAAAAUGGGAAAGGAAAUGAGCGCAGCCCUUCCUUCCCAUCUGCUGCCACAUUUCAUUUCAUUUUUCACCUCACCAUCGCCGCCGCCGCCGCCGCAGUGAGCUAGGGUUCCGACCGACCGGGGGGGCGAAGGGCGAAGGCAAUGGACGAGUCGACCGCCUACCGCAACCUGCGGGGCCCGUCGCCCUUUGUGUUGGCCAUGAAAACCCGCCUCGCCCCGCCGCCGCAGCUCUCCGAUCCGCCUCCGCCUCCCCUCCCCGCCGUUCCUCCCUCGCUCCUACCGCCCCUCCUACCACCACCCGAGAAGCGACGCCGGGGUCGUCCCCGCAACUGCGACCGCCUCACUGCGCCGCCGGGCUUCUUCGCCCCGCUGCCGCCGCCACCGCCACCGCAACCUCAACCCCCCACGCUGCCUGCGCCUCACGGGCAGGGGCAAUUCGGUGGCCUCCAGCCCCACCUUCUCCAAAUUGAUGCAGGAGAGGAAAUCAUACCGAAGAUUACGGCACUGUCAAAGUCAAAUGGGAGGGUGAUCUGUGUUCUUUCAGUGCUUGGAGCUGUUCAGGAAGCAACUCUGCUCCUAUCAUCCGGUGUUACUUCAUAUCACAAGGGUCCUUUGGAAAUAAUUCGUUUGUUCGGAUCCAUUUUGACACCAAAUGACCAAGGAUGCUUGCGUGUAACCCUUGCUUCUGGCGAUAGUUCUGUGAUUGGUGGUGUUAUCACUGGACCUCUCAAAGCUGCAACACCUGUCCAGGUAGUUGUUGCAAGCUUUUACAGCGAUGUAUACUGGCCAAACAGGACACCUAAGAUCAUUGCACCUUACCCUAAUUCCCAGUCUACCAUCAGGAAUGGCAGCACUCUGUCUAGUGAGCAUGUCAAUCCAGGAUAUGUAUCUUACACUGCAGUGGAUCAACAUGAAUCAAGUGAGGUUGAUGUUAAGCCCUCACUCGGGAUGCUUAACUUAGCAUCAUUGGAUCGACAUGAAUCAAGUGAGGUUGAUGUCAAGCCCUCACUCGGGAUGCUUAACUUAGCAUCCUUGUAGGUAAUUUAACUCAAUGGAAGAGAUGUUUGACAUAUUUUUAGAGAAAAUGCAUCAGAUAGCUCAGAUUUCGUGAACCAUCAAGUAGUCGUGACUUUGUGGCUUAGUUGAAAAGCAGUUCUUUAUAGAUGGAACAUUGUACUCUUGGAUUUUCAUUGUUGAAAUUCAUGUGGGCGGCGGGCAUAUAGCUUCAGUGCUAAUGGUGCUCUGAUGAACUGGUAAUUUUGAGUGAAGCCAAAGGGUGUGUGCUCUUGAGCUGAAUCUUGACCUUACAUGAUGUGGCUGGCAGGUUUGGUGGGAACUUGAAAAUAUCACAAUAAGAUUGGCAAGGUACAGCUGGUUACAGUAAACUGAUCUCAGAAGGAAUUUGCUCGGCUUUCUAUAUGUGGUUUACAUUUUGCAAAUGUCUCAUGUGUAAAUAUGUAUUGCUAACCUCAUGAUGCUAUCCAUGCUUCAAAAGGUGGCAUCGUGCCUUUGAAGUUACAUGGUGUAAGAUGGGAGUUACAACUAACAAGAGAUAUUCGUUGUUAUUUUCGAGCCUGUUCAAUUUUGUACUACCAAUCAGCAGGGAGAGAUGCAAUUUUUGUACUCCACGCAGAAAUAUAAUGGGUUGCAAAUGCAGCCAGGUGUUUGCUCGCAA
Molecule: messenger RNA, 1687 nt
Organism: Oryza sativa Japonica Group (Japanese rice)
Lineage: Eukaryota; Viridiplantae; Streptophyta; Magnoliopsida; Poales; Poaceae
Product: AT-hook motif nuclear-localized protein 2
Molecular function (GO): minor groove of adenine-thymine-rich DNA binding
Source: RefSeq, a predicted model, not a curated record